GGCGAGCGGCGCACACCCUAUAGAACAAGAGAAGGCGAGCGCGCCAACUUUGCAACGAAAGAAAGAAAAAAUCCGAAUCACGAUGAAUUUUCUCCUGUCGGCGUGCGUUUUCGCGGCGGCGUUGGCGGCGUCGUCGGUGGCGACAUUGCAAUGUUACCAGUGCGGCCAGUAUAACGACGGGGUGGGUUCCAUAACACCCUGUAUUAACGAGACACAUAUGGAGCUGAAGGAGUGUCCCAGUCUGGAUCACGUUUAUUGCAUUAAAUACAUAAGCGAAGGGUCGACCGUGAGGGAUUGCGUUCCGAAGUGUACGGAGAGAGAGGACUGGGGCACCAAAACUUUCUGCUGUGCAGAGCCGGGCUGCAACGGGGCCUUCAUGAAGUCAUCCAGUCUUCUCCUGUUGUUGGUGUUGACAACCGCGGUGAUCCACUGAGAGUUGUCGUUCGUUCGCAACAACUAGAUAAGCACAUUCCUGAAUGAUAUUCUAAAUCGUUUUCUAUAGUCUUCCUCGUUCAUAAGAAAGUUUUUUUCCUCCAUUUCGGGUUCAUUAUUAUUAUCACACACACUCACGCGCGCGAGCAUUGAAAUGUUAAUUCGUGGCCUGGGAUGCUGGGGGUGGCUUGGAGUUGGAGAUGUAUAGGGCUCUUGGAAUAACACGUAAUUUUCAAUUAGUGUUUACUGUUGAUGUUUUCGUAGAUAUGGAAAUUAGCUCAAUGGUUUUGUCUUAAUGAAAGCGAAAAUGCAAAUUUUUCACAUAAAAGUAGUUAAUGGGAGAGAAGCUCUGGCGGCUUUUGUUCCAUACAUCCAUUUGCAUUACGUUAGGGAAAAUAGGCUUGAAGAUGAUUGAUUCUUAGAAUACGAGAAUGUUAGUUGAUGUCAGCGUAAUUAACGUUCCUGUUCACCAGUUCGGCCCUAUACGUCUCCUUCUGCGAAGAAACGAAGCGUACAAGAAUAUCACACAUCAUUUUCCAACAGCAUCGGGGCCAGUUCAGCACUUUUGAAUUAAUCCACUUUUCACUUUUUCCACGUAACGAAACUUUCACAAAAGAGAGGUUUACUGGAAAAACUGAAACUUACCACUAUUAUAAAAUGAGAUGUUUUACUAUUACUCUAGAAAUAAUAUCGUAAUUUAGGAAUUAGCAAAGUACACAUUCGUUAAUAUUGAUAUUAAAAAAUAAUCAUCAAAUAAAAAAUUUAUAAACUAAGUAAGAAGUAAGUAAGCUUUAUUAAUUAAUUACAAUCUAUAUAUAUUCUAAAUAAAUCACAAAUUCUAAGUAUAAGACAAAAAGACCCUCGGAACCAGGAUUCUUUCCCCAACAAUUCCUCGAAUAAUUUUAUGCAAAAUAAUUCCAUAACGCCUUGAAAUGUGGCGGCGGAAAAUCUUUAUUUAUGCACUGGAAAAACAUGCACACGCGAAAAACUUGUUGAUUAUUUUAAUUAAGUCUUAAUCAUCGUUUUUCCCGGAGCGGGUGCUUGUGUAAUAGCCGGCAAAGAGAAGCGAGAAAAAGCACAAAUUUUCACACAGGAGCACCUCACUGUAUAUAUAAUUAAUUGUAACCGUUUAGGAACCAUUUGUAAGUGCUUUCGUACAAAAAUUAUGUCACAUGGUCAUUGGUGUAACACGCUGUAACGAUUUGUGUAACGACAAGAAAAUGUUAUUAUAAAUAAAUCAUCAUAAACCAAA
Messenger RNA from Zophobas morio, 1684 nucleotides. RefSeq lists its product as uncharacterized. Bases 83 to 433 code for a protein of 116 amino acids. The record is from RefSeq and is a predicted model, not a curated record. The transcript is spliced from 3 exons. NCBI's taxonomy places the organism in Eukaryota, Metazoa, Arthropoda, Insecta, Coleoptera, Tenebrionidae.